AACUGGAUCCUGCCGCGGAUCUGGUGGCCCUGCGGCGGGGGCUGUGAUCGGGUUGCGCCUGUGCCGUGGGCUUCCACUGGUGCCUUUUCUGCUUUGGGAAGGAGCUGCGCGGCUGGGAGCGCUCGCUGUGAGUCCAAGGGGCCUUUUGGUGGCAGCAGGAAGGUGAGAGGCCAAGAGGUACGGGCAUAGGGCCCUGGACUUGGGCCCUAGCAGCCGUGGGAGAAGAUAAGGUUGGGGAGCCUGUGUCCAGUCCUGCCGGGCACCCUGCUCCAGCCCCCGUGUCAGCCAGGAAACACCGCAGUCCAAGCUGGGGUAAUGAACCGCCACUAAGCCGGCACGUUCCUGAUCCGUCCUCCCCACCCGCCCUCUGCUGCCCACUGGCCACGUAAGAGCUGCCUGGGUGGCCGAGCCACUGGUCAGACAGUGCUGCAGCAGGUAGUGGGGUCCAUGACGACAGCAGGCCCUGGGGGCCGAAGGCCAGUGGAGCAGAGCUGGGCCUCUGGGAGGCCCCAGGACCCGUGAGCACUCAGAGAGAGCUUCCCCAGCCUGCGAGGCCUGGCCAGCCUGGAAGAUGCCCACCAACGGCCUGCACCAGGUGCUCAAGAUCCAGUUUGGCCUGGUCAAUGAUACUGACCGCUACCUGACAGCGGAGAGCUUUGGCUUCAAGGUCAAUGCCUCGGCACCCAGCCUCAAGAGGAAGCAGAUGUGGGUGCUGGAGCCCGACCCAGGGCAGGGCACGGCCGUGCUGUUCCGCAGCAGCCACCUGGGCCGCUACCUGUCAGCAGAAGAGGACGGGCGCGUGGGCUGUGGAGCAGAGCGGCCGGGCCCUGACUGCCGCUUCCUGGUGUUGCCCCAGCCGGAUGGGCGCUGGGUGCUCCAGUCAGAGCCACACGGCCGCUUCUUCGGAGGCACUGAGGACCAGCUAUCCUGCUUUGCCACGACCAUCUCCACGGCUGAGCUGUGGACUGUGCACCUGGCCAUCCACCCACAGGCCCACCUGCUGAGCGUGAGCCGUAGGCGCUAUGUGCACCUGUGCCGGCAGGAGGACGAGAUGGCAGCGGACGGAGACAUGCCCUGGGGGGUGGAGGCGCUGCUCACCCUCAUCUUCCAGAGCCGGCGGUACUGCCUCAAGUCCAGCGACAGCCGCUACCUGCGCAGCGACGGCCGCCUGGUCAGGGAGCCCGAGGCCCAUGCCUGCUACACACUGGAGUUCAAGGCGGGCAAGCUGGCCUUCAAGGACUGUGAUGGCCGCUACCUGGCACCCACGGGGCCUGCUGGCACGCUGAAGGCUGGACGCAACACGCGGCCCAGCAAGGAUGAGCUCUUUGACCUGGAGGAGAGUCACCCGCAGGUGGUGCUGGUGGCCGCCAACCACCGCUACGUCUCUGUGCGGCAAGGGGUCAACGUCUCAGCCAAUCAGGAUGAAGAGCUAGACCACGAGACCUUCUUGAUGCAAAUUGAUCAGGACACAAAGAAGUGUACCUUCUAUUCCAGCACUGGAGGUUACUGGACCUUGGUCACCCAUGGGGGCAUUCAGGCCACAGCCACACAAGUUUCUGCCAGCACCAUGUUUGAGGUGGAGUGGCGUGGCCGGCGGGUGGCACUCAAAGCCAGCAAUGGGCGCUAUGUGUGCAUGAAGAAGAACGGGCAGUUGGCAGCCGUCAGUGACUUUGUGGGCGAGGACGAGGAGUUCAUCCUCAAGCUCAUCAACCGGCCCAUCCUGGUGCUGCGCGGCCUGGACGGCUUCGUCUGCCACCGCCGAGGCUCCAACCAGUUGGACACCAACCGCUCUGUCUACGACGUCUUCCACCUGAGCUUCAGCGACGGCGCCUAUCAGAUCCGAGGCCGCGGCGGCGGGUUCUGGUACACCGGCAGCCACGGCAGCGUGUGCAGCGACGGCGAGAGCGCCGAGGACUUUCUCUUCGAGUUUCGCGAGCGCGGCCGCCUGGCCAUUCGUGCGCGCAGCGGCAAGUACCUGCGCGGCGGCGCCUCGGGGCUGCUCCGCGCAGACGCCGACGCGCCCUCCGCGGUCGCGCUCUGGGAGUACUGAGGACCAGCGGGCGCGUGUUCUAAGCCGCCUGUCUGACAACUGCUGUGAGCUCCGGGUGCCCCCCGGGGGGUCAGAAGGGUUUCGGGGGCAGGGUCGCUGGCCCACGUUGCUGAGCACUGGCACUUUUGUCCCUGGCCCGCUGCAGUCCCUCCCUGCAUCCUCUGUCCAGGGACAACUUCCUGCAGUGGGCCACUCACCCUUCUCUCCCCCAUCCAUCUCAGGGAAAGGGCCAUGGCUGGGAAUCCAGAGGAGAGAGCCCCAUGACCUGGACAGCUACCACCCUGGGCCUCCUCUGGUUUCCGCACCUGCCCCAGGUGUCACCAUGUCUAGGCACACAGAUCCUCCUUCAGGAGACACACCCCAAACCCCUGCAGCUGACCUAGGCAGUCCCUGCCCUUCUCUGGGGCCUGGAGUGUCCUCCAAUGAGUCCAUUGCCCAAGGACAGGUGAUGCCCAAUGAGGGGUAGGAGUCUGGGCUGAGGAGAGCGUCCCCUGGGAGCGGGGGCACAGGCCAAAGAGGAAGGAACCAAGCAGAGUCCUAGGGGAGGAGUCGAGGACUGGGAUCUGCCCAGUUCCAGGAACAAGGGUCUGCCCCUGUUCAGGUCCAGAGGGACUAUCCCUGGGGCGAGUGUUGGGCAGAUCAGUUAACCCUUGCAGGGCCAGACAUGGGGAAGCUGAGUGGCCAGGAGGGCAGGUAGACUCAACGUGCCCCAUGGUCUGUGGUGUCCCCCACUGUCAGCCAGCCUGGAACCAUGUGGCUUUGGUCCCAGUGUCCUUUCCACAUAACUAAACAGCACUGAUGCCUCAGGUAACUCCUCCUGAAGAACACCCCUGCAGGGCAGCCUGGCUGGGAGGUGGCCUCAGCCUGCACAGCGGUGCGGGGCAUUGCCCUGGCUCUACAAGGAUGGCACACCAAGCCCCCUUGGCCUGGCGUCUCAUUCUGGGUCUGUGUGUUAUGCCCAGCUGAGGCGGCCAAGGCUGGACGGCAUCACUGCUCUAAGGCAGUGGUCUCUUGGGACCUGGGGGUCUGGGGAAGUGAGCCUGGCAGGCAGUCCAGACCUGUCAGCUCUGGGAUCCCCACAGCCUGCAAUGGCAAGGGAGGCCUGGGAGAUGUCAAGUCGGACAGGCAGAAGUCUGGACAGCCUAGGACACGUCACCCUUCUCCAAGGCAGGUGAACACAGGCCCUGCACAUCCUGGGGGCUGGACUGGCCUCUUCAUCCUUGCAAGACAUGGACAAGAGCACUGGACAAGGGUUGGAGCCAGAGGCUUCUGCCUGUCCUGUUGGGACAGCUGCAGAUAAGCCUGGGCAGGCCAGGCCAGAGCCCCCGAGAAGGCCAGCCCUCAUCAGCCCUGGAGCAGGUGGCUCUCCCUGCAAACCCCAGCUUGUUACCAGAGCCAGAUCUGGUGGAGACUCCGGGCUCUCAUAGAGGCAGGCCCCUCCAACCUCAGCCUCCCUCCUGUGGACCCCUCUUGGCCCGCCCAGAGGCACCACAGAGCAGACCCUCAGUCGAGCAGCCUGGUUGAGGGCUCCUGGGUGCUGCAGAGGAUGCCCUUUCUUGGAGAGUCCCCCAGUUCAGGGGCCUCCUACCAGCCCCAGGGCCAUGGAGAAAGCAGCUCUGGCAGGAGUCCAGCAGAGCUGGGGGUGCGUGCUUGUUGGAGGGUGGGGAGGGGGUAAAAAAAACAGCCAACACGAGCUGAGCUCAACACGAAGGGUCACUUGUCAGCAAAGCACCUCACAGCACCUGCUGUGCACACUGCCGACAGUGCUCCCAGCAGGAGUGGCUCGCUCCACAGACGUCUAGACACACAGCAACCCCACCCCAUAGCAAAAACAGCACCAGCGACUGGGCACUGCCCAGCUGAAGGAAGAGGUGGGGAUGGGGAUGGGGAUGCUGGGUUGCAGCCCCUGGCCCCAAGUGACCCUAAAAGCAGCACACAGUGCAGCUGAGGCACGGUACCUCACUGUUGAGCUUCCUGGCCACGGGCCACCCUGAUAGCCCUUCAUCAGUAUGGCAAGGAGCCACUGGCACCUGCAGGAGCCCCACAUCUCUGUGCUUUGGUUGCAGGAGUACCCUCCCACCUGGUGGCACCAGAGGGGCAGCUGGUGCUCCCGGGGUGUGGGGGGGAAUAGCAGCAACAAGUCAUGAACCCACCCCAAGUCCCAAGCCCAGAAGCCCUGUGUCCCUCAUGGACUGCCGCUUGGGGGUCCAGAACUUCAGUAGAUAGGAUGCUGCCAGGGGAGCCUCAGUGCUUGGGGUGGAAAGCGCCCAGCAGUGUGGCAGAGUGCGGCCAGAGCUGUUGGGAGAAAGGGAAAGAGUGAGCUGGUGGAGGUCAGAGGUUCGGGCUCCCCUGGACUGCCUCCCACCGACUUCCUCCACUUUCUGGUGCCUUUGGCCAGGUCAUAUGCAGGGCUGGGACAGUCACCCGUGGUAUUCUUUCUCUGAGCAACCAUCAAGGGUCUUUCGGCUGCUGGAGAGGGCUGAAGGCAGUGGGGUGGAGGCCUGGGCCCACCUGGUCACAGCAGGACGAGGCUGGGGCUGCGCAGCUGCUUGUACACCUGCAGGAGCCUCUGCGCUGUGGCGCAGGAGCUGGCUUCAUCCUCCGUGCACAGACGGUCACGCAGGGCCUGCACCUCCCGCAGCAGUGCCUAGGAGCAAGCAACAUGGCUCAGGCCCUCUGCCUCUCCCUGGGACCCCUCCCUGGGAGGUGGUGGGUGGUCCAAGAACACAGCACAGCCAGGCAGGCGUGGCUAGGGGAACAGGUGGAGCCAGGCAGGCAGGAGAGAGGCGUGACCCCACCGCGCUGCCCUGCCCAGGGCCAAGCCCACACUUGAGGAUGAGGCCAGCCCCACCAGGCUGGGCAGCUGCUGAGCAUCUGUCUGCACAGGGGCCCUGCCAGGGUCACUCUUUGAUGCCCAGGUUGGUGGGACAGCCCUGCACAGGUGCUCACCUCAUGGUUAGCAUGGAUCUGGCGAAGAUACUGCAUGCGGAGGUCGGGUGGGCUGGAGCUCUGGGCAGCCUGCUCCCUGACCAUUGCCUGGGGGAGACAGUGGGAGUGGGGAUGUGGCAGGUGGUGCCCACUGUCUGUCCUGAGGAAGAUGUCGGCACUAGCAGGCCCUCGUGACCAUCAGGGAAGGGUGAGCCCUCCUCUGGCUGCCCCCAGGCCCUCCAGCACAGUCUCCUGCUCUGCUGACUCUGACCACCUGUGUGGGCUCUUCCCCGACUCUUCGUUUCCCACCUGCCGGGACUCUCCUCUCAGAGCAGCGGCACAUGGGCCCCACCUGGUGAUCAGUUACUGACAAUAAAUUUCUACUUGGUCCUUUCUCUCCACUCA
Molecule: messenger RNA, 5383 nt
Organism: Marmota monax (woodchuck)
Lineage: Eukaryota; Metazoa; Chordata; Mammalia; Rodentia; Sciuridae
Gene: Fscn2
Product: fascin actin-bundling protein 2, retinal
Exons: 5
Coding region: 572-2050 (492 amino acids)
Biological process (GO): cell migration; actin filament bundle assembly; establishment or maintenance of cell polarity
Cellular component (GO): actin cytoskeleton; cytoplasm
Molecular function (GO): protein-macromolecule adaptor activity; actin filament binding
Source: RefSeq, a predicted model, not a curated record